CAAGGGCAACUACAGGAAGCCUUUAAAAGAGGAACAGGAGGCUGAAUCCACCACUUGUGCCUGAUGCGGAUCUGCAGGAUGCAUCUCAAGAGAGUUGUUCUGUAGCUACAGGCCCAGGAAAUGUGGCGAGCUAUGCGGCUGUUUAACCCCGUGGUGGGGCUGCGGGAAUGGCUCCGACAGAGCCGAGGCUCUCCCAGACUGGUGCUGGUUGUUGUGUGUGUUGCCCUGCUACUGGAUAACAUGCUCCUCACUGUCGUUGUGCCUAUCGUCCCAACCUUUUUAUAUGCCCUGGACCACCCGACACAGGACCCCUCCAUCCAGCCCUACACACAGAGGCCCCCAGAGGAGGGCUACGGCGUGGCGUCGGUCCACUCUUUCUACGACAACAUUUCUUACCAUCUCAGGGGCUCUGAGAGAAAUGUGUCUGAGGUCCUCCUAUUCGGCAACUCCAGCAACUCCAGCCAGGCUGAAGAUAACGCAUGCCAGGAGGACAAUGACUUCUUGGACAAGGAGAAUGUUCGUGUGGGACUCCUCUUUGCCUCCAAGGCUUUGGUACAGCUCCUGGUAAACCCAUUUGUUGGUCCCCUGACAAACAGGAUUGGAUAUCACAUACCAAUGUUUGCCGGCUUCAUCAUAAUGUUUGUAUCAACAAUAAUGUUUGCCUUCUCAGGUACAUACGCCUUGUUGUUCUUUGCUCGCUCUCUUCAGGGAAUCGGUUCCUCAUUCUCUUCCGUGGCAGGCCUGGGAAUGUUGGCCAGCGUGUACACAAAUGAUGAAGAGAGAGGCGUAGCCAUGGGCAUUGCUCUGGGUGGACUGGCAAUGGGCGUUCUCAUUGGAGCACCAUUUGGAAGCGUGAUGUAUGAAUUUGUGGGAAAGUCUGCACCAUUCUUAAUCUUGGCCUUUUUGGCAGUAUUUGAUGGAGUGCUACAGCUCUGCAUACUUCAGCCAUCAAAGAUUUCACCAGGGAGCGUGGAGGGCACUCCUUUGCUUACCCUGCUGAAGGAUCCAUACAUUCUCAUAAGUGCAGGCUCUCUGUGCUUCGCCAACAUGGGAGUCGCCAUUCUGGAGCCCACACUACCCAUCUGGAUGAUGCAGACCAUGUGUUCUCCUAAAUGGCAGCUUGGAAUGGCUUUCCUACCAGCGAGCAUUUCUUACCUUAUAGGCACCAAUCUAUUUGGGUUGUUGGCUAACAAAAUGGGAAGAUGGUUGUGUUCCAUGAUAGGAAUGUUUAUAGUCGGCAUCAGUCUGCUUUGCGUUCCUUUUGCAAAGAACAUCUAUGGUCUGAUUGGUCCAAAUGCAGGCCUGGGGUUUGCUAUUGGAAUGGUAGACUCCUCUAUGAUGGCCAUAAUGGGAUACUUGGUGGAUAUUCGCCAUGCCUCCGUCUAUGGCAGCGUUUAUGCCAUUGCUGAUGUUGCAUUGUGUAUGGGUUUUGCCAUUGGUCCAUCGACAGGGGGCGCCUUGGUCAGGGCCAUUGGAUUCCCUUACCUCAUGGUGUUCAUUGGCAUCAUCAACAUCCUCUACGCUCCCCUGUGCUUCUUCCUGCGGAACCCUGCCGUCAGGGAGGAGAAGAUGGCCAUAAUAGACCAGGAAUGUCCUUUGCAUAGGAAGAGCUACAACACACAGAAGGGGUGUCGUGAGUUCCCUUUGAGUGACGAAAGCGAAGAGGAAACAGAGGAGUAACUUGGCACAAAACACACACAUACACUCACAUUUGGUUUUCAGCACGUUCAGUGAUAGACAGAAAUGUUGAAGUUAUCUCAUAUUGUCAGAAGUAAAAUGAUGACCAUAACAGGCUUUCUGUCACCACCAUUUAGCACCAUUUGCUGAUGUCCUCUGAACUGAAAGUUACUUGAAAUAACAAACAAUAGCAACUGUGUUGUUGGUAUUGCAUAUGCAUAGUCACAGUAAGAUGUUGCAUUUCAUUUCUCAUCAUUCUGAUGUGUGUGUGUGUGUGUGUUUGUAUGUGUACAUCAUUUAACUUGGUUUCUGUCAGUCUGUGCAUCCUUAUGUACUAAGAGCUAAAUAUAAAACUUGUCUGGGCUCAACAAAGAUUAAAUGAUAAGCUUGAAAAUGA
Esox lucius (northern pike) is the source of this 2074-nucleotide messenger RNA. RefSeq names its product chromaffin granule amine transporter. Bases 121 to 1680 code for a protein of 519 amino acids. The transcript is spliced from 16 exons. The record is from RefSeq and is a predicted model, not a curated record. Gene Ontology annotation, molecular function: xenobiotic transmembrane transporter activity; serotonin:sodium:chloride symporter activity. Lineage: Eukaryota; Metazoa; Chordata; Actinopteri; Esociformes; Esocidae. Gene Ontology annotation, cellular component: synaptic vesicle membrane; terminal bouton. Gene Ontology annotation, biological process: transmembrane transport; aminergic neurotransmitter loading into synaptic vesicle; xenobiotic transport.